Messenger RNA from Gloeophyllum trabeum ATCC 11539, 606 nucleotides. RefSeq lists its product as uncharacterized. The transcript has a single exon. The record is from RefSeq and is a predicted model, not a curated record. NCBI's taxonomy places the organism in Eukaryota, Fungi, Basidiomycota, Agaricomycetes, Gloeophyllales, Gloeophyllaceae. Bases 1 to 606 code for a protein of 201 amino acids.
AUGGCUGGAUUGCAAGUCCUCAAUUCAUCCUCGUUUGUUCCAUGGGGGGAGGCUCCCCAGCACCACACUGUCAAACCAAUUUCGCUGCCAGGCCUCUCUGUCUUGGGCCUUUCCACUCCGUUCCGACUGGAACAAUCUGAUUACUUGCCGUCUGUUCGAGAACUCUAUCUCUAUUCAACUUCUGAGGGUCCGCGGCUUACCGAGCCCUUCAUUGCUCAGAUCACCAGUGUGACCUUGCACGGUCGAGCUGGUCCAGCUGGGCUAGAAUUUAUUCAGGCAUUUCCCAAUCUGAAGCAGCUGGUCAUCUGGUAUGGAGAUUGGAGUGAAUUCCAUCUCUUUGUCCCGUUGCUGAACAUUGAUUAUCUCAAACUGGGGCGGAGACGGUUUCAGGAUUGUUACUGCGGCGACAACGAUUACAUGCGGGUCCUGAGGUCUCCCGCAGCUUUGCAUGCACCCAAACUCCGCGUGUUGCAAUUCUUGGGAUAUGAAGACGAACGGGCGCAGGUACGCACCGAGCGGCCAAAGAUAUGGGCACACUUCCGGGAAUUGGCGCAGAGGGUCACUUUUGAGAUUCAGAAUACGUUCGGUGAAGUGAUAUCGGACUAA